Molecule: messenger RNA, 2267 nt
Organism: Capra hircus (goat)
Lineage: Eukaryota; Metazoa; Chordata; Mammalia; Artiodactyla; Bovidae
Gene: SYPL1
Product: synaptophysin like 1
Exons: 5
Coding region: 112-828 (238 amino acids)
Cellular component (GO): synaptic vesicle; synaptic vesicle membrane
Source: RefSeq, a predicted model, not a curated record
AGGCCCGCCUCCCGGAGCCGCCCCUCCUGCCCUUCCUCGCGGCCGUGGAGCUGUGUCUGGUCGGUCCCCCUCCUCCUCCGCCUAACACGCUUUCCCUCCUUCCCUCAGAGGAUGUCCUCCUUCCAGCUCAACCUCAACCCGCUCAAGGAGCCUCUCGGCUUCAUCAAAGUCCUCGAGUGGAUUGCUUCUAUCUUUGCUUUUGCUACCUGUGGAGGUUUUAAGGGCAAAACAGAAAUUCUAGUGUCUUGUGUUAAAGAACCUGAGAAUAAAACGAUUACAGCUGCUUUUGGUUAUCCAUUCAGGUUGAAUGAAGCAUCAUUUCAGACACCUCAAGAUGUAACUGUCUGUGGUAUAGAUUGGAAAAAGUAUGUCCUUAUUGGAGAUUACUCCUCUUCUGCGCAGUUCUAUGUGACUUUUGCAGUCUUUGUCUUCCUGUACUGCAUUGCCGCCCUUCUGCUGUAUGUUGGUUACACGAACCUGUAUCGUGAUAGUCGAAAGCUUACCAUGACUGACUUUGUAAUUACUAUUGUUGUGACUUUUUUGUGGUUGGUGAGCACUUCAGCCUGGGCUAAAGCUCUUACAGAUAUUAAAUCAGCUACCGGUUCCAAUAUUGUCCAGGAACUUAAGCCUUGUAAUAUUCAAGGAGUGGUGUGCCAGUUUGUCUCUGUGACUAGUAUGGGAUCCCUAAACGUGUCUGUGAUCUUUGGCUUUCUGAACAUGAUACUUUGGGGAGGAAAUGCAUGGUUUGUGUACAAGGAGACCAGCUUUCACAGUCCAUCAAAUACUUCUACUUCUCAAGGAGGUAUUCCUCCUCCAACUGGAAUAUAAUUGAAGGGAGAAGUACACUGUAUGAAUUAAAUGUCUGUACUAUGACCUGUUGCCAACACCUUGAGAAGCAUUUUUUGUUUCUAAUAAAAGUAAUGGCUUUUUCAGUAAAUUGAUGGGUUUAAAAUUUUGCUGCUUUUUUACAUAAAGCUUGUGCCUUUCCUAGAAAUUUAAGAUGUAAAUGUAUUCUCACAUGUGAAUUUGAAAAUUCAGGGGCCUAUUAUGAGAUGUGAUACACAUUUUUAAUGAACGGUAAUUUUCUUCACUAAGUUGUUUUCCUUCCAGAGUGUUUACACCUUAAGCCUUAACGUAUAUCUUCACUCAGAAAAGAGUUUUAUUGUCAUAUCAUAAUAGGAAGAAAAUCUCUUUUGGAAUAUACACUACUGUAAGUUUGUACAGAUCAUAUUCCUAAGACCUAUCUUUGUUUAAGAAAGUCUUGAUUACAUAAAUCAUAUUUAGAAAGAAACAAUUAACAGUUUAUAUCUGAACAUUGUUUGUAUGUUAUGAAAAAUGCUUAAUUACAAAGGCUGAUGUAUGUUUUAUUUCUGUUUUUCUAAAUGACCUACAAUAUUUGGUAGAUGUACUAAAAUUGUUUAGGGAGUGGGGCUUAGAGAUUUCUAAUAGAUGUAUAGUUAAUUUGGUAAUUCUCAUGCAUGAGGUGUAAGCUUCCAUAUGCUGGUUAUUUAGUAGAUUUGCUACAUAAGUAAAACAUGGUUCACCUAGAUACUUUGAUAUGUACGGGCAUUACUCCUAGUGAUAUUUGUUGGCUGUCUUUUGUUGCUUAUGCUCCUUCAGUGCAGGCUGAGACCUAGUCUCCUGCAAGUAGAGUAAAAUAAUCUACCUUUUUUUUGCAGACCCUAUUCAUAGGAUUAAAAAAAAUUAAGAUUGCCUUUUACUUUUGAAACAUUUAUAUUCAAUGAAGUUUCUGUCUUGAGUUUAGUAUUGAUAUUGUGAAAAUGAAUGCAAUUUGGAUUUCACAUUUCUUAAUGUUCUUAUUUCACAAAUGGAUAAUUAAGGAAUUAUGCAUCAUAAAGAAGGAACCUAAGUGAGCUAUAUUAUGGGUGUACUGUGUUUGCUCACACAUUUGGGUGGCUUCUGGAAUAUAGGGCUUAUUCACGUUUUGCUGCCUAAUCUUUCUGUUGUACAGGGCCAGAUCUCCUCUUAGCCACAUGAUUGUUUUUAUGUGAAGCACAUCUUACUAUCGCCUUAUUUUGGUUGCUUUUGUUCACAAGAAUUGUUAAUAUAAGAAUGUGUAUCCACCUUAAUAAAGAAAUUAAAAUAAAGAGUGCACUGAUUGUUAUGUUAUAAAGAAACUUUCAUCUUAAAGGCAUGAGCAGUAUAAAAUAGAAUUGAUUUACAAAGCAAGAAAUAGAAUAUUACAGUAGUUUUUUUUUUGUUUGUUUAAUGUUUGGCAAGGAAUAAAAAAUGCUUUGGAGACCCUG